Molecule: messenger RNA, 1391 nt
Organism: Pteropus alecto (black flying fox)
Lineage: Eukaryota; Metazoa; Chordata; Mammalia; Chiroptera; Pteropodidae
Gene: MAGEH1
Product: MAGE family member H1
Exons: 1
Coding region: 196-855 (219 amino acids)
Biological process (GO): negative regulation of transcription by RNA polymerase II
Cellular component (GO): nucleus
Source: RefSeq, a predicted model, not a curated record
GGAGACUGCUCACGCAAGUCGGCUUGCGUUGGAGUGAGUGCUGUCUCUGAGAACGUCUGGCUUGUUGCUACAAAGACUCCGUUGACGUUGGUAGCUUCAGCGGCGUUCCCUUCAGGUAGAGUUAGUUGCUUUCUGCAGAGGUUACAGGCAUCCUUCCCUAGGAUUGCUGUAGCCUCAACGCCCCUAGCAAGAGACAUGCCACGGGGACGAAAGAGUAGGCGCCGCCGUAACGCUAGGGCCGCGGAAGAGAACCGCAACAAUCGUAAGAUCCAGGCCUCAGAAGCCUCCGAGACCCCAGUGGCCGCUUCUGUUGUCCCGAGCACCCCCGAGGACGACCUGAGCGGCCCGGAGGAAGACCCGAGCACUCCGAAGGAGGCCUCCACCACCCCUGAUGAAUCCUCCAGUGCUGCUCAAGCACAAAAGCCCUCGAUAGCCCGGAGCAAUUUUCAAGGCACGAAGAAAAGUCUCCUGAUGUCCAUAUUAGCCCUCAUCUUUAUCAUGGGCAACAGCGCCAAGGAGGCCCUGGUCUGGAAAGUGCUGGGGAAGUUGGGGAUGCAGCCUGGCCGGCAGCACAGCAUUUUUGGGGAUCCAAAGAAGGUCGUCACAGAAGAGUUCGUGCGCAGAGGGUACCUGAUGUAUAAGCCGGUGCCCCGUAGCAGUCCCGUAGAGUACGAGUUCUUCUGGGGACCUCGAGCACACGUGGAAUCGAGCAAGCUGAAAGUCAUGCAUUUUGUGGCAAGGGUGCGUAACCGAUGCUCCAAGGACUGGCAAUGUAAUUACGAUUGGGAUUCGGAUGAUGAUGCGGAAGUUGAGGCUAUUCUCAAUUCAGGUGGUAGGGGUUACUCUGCCCCUUAGGGAAAUCCCGCGCAGACCCUUUGGGGAGGGAGUGGGCUGGAAAGAACUUAACAGGUUUCCCAAGGAGUAUAUCACCUAGGUUCUGAGUUGAAUAUUUGGGGGAAGGGGGCGCACUGUAUUUGGUAUUUGUGAUCAGUGCUAAUAGUUUAACUGCAAAAUAGAGCAUCUGCUUUGGAUAUUGUAAAAUUUAUUCAUUUUAAUACAGUGUUGAUUAAAGUCACAGUAUGUUUAAAAAUAUCAUUGAAGAAGAUAUAUUUUCUGUCAUUGAGAUUUAGCGUAAUAGUUUUGCUAACGUUAAAAUAAUGAAGUCUUUCCAUCAUAUUCUGUGAUCUGGUACAUGUUUUAUACCAUUGAAAUAGGCUGUUCUUUGAAACUUUGAAAUAACCAGUAAAAUGUGAAAGAAAGAUGGGAUUCAUUUAUGUCUGACCUUUCUGAAAACCUUUGAGUCUGCUGUUGUAUAAAGAAGACUGACAACUACUAUGAUUUUUCUUAGUUACUGCAGAAUACAGAAAAAAAUAAAAGCAUAAUGACAAGGA